This is a messenger RNA of Struthio camelus australis, 283 nucleotides long. RefSeq names its product otospiralin (gene OTOS). The record is from RefSeq and is a predicted model, not a curated record. NCBI's taxonomy places the organism in Eukaryota, Metazoa, Chordata, Aves, Struthioniformes, Struthionidae. Gene Ontology annotation, biological process: sensory perception of sound.
AUGAAGUUUAUUGCCUUAUUUUUCUUCUGCAUGCUGAUGAACAUGCUAACGAACAUGGUAACAGAUGCCCGGUCAAUCCAGGAUGGAGAUGAUCUCUACCAAGAACCUGUAGCCAUGCCAUACUGGCCUUUCUCCUCCUCCGACUUCUGGUCGUAUGUGGAGUAUUUCCGGACCCUGGGAGCCUACAACAGGAUCAAUGAAAUGGCCAGAACCUUCUUUGCUCAGUUCCCUUUCGGAAGUCGUCUUGGCUACGACGUCCCAAACCACGAGCGCUAACCGCGGC